Molecule: messenger RNA, 639 nt
Organism: Musa acuminata AAA Group (dessert banana)
Lineage: Eukaryota; Viridiplantae; Streptophyta; Magnoliopsida; Zingiberales; Musaceae
Product: protein EPIDERMAL PATTERNING FACTOR 1
Exons: 1
Coding region: 157-507 (116 amino acids)
Biological process (GO): guard cell differentiation; stomatal complex development
Source: RefSeq, a predicted model, not a curated record
UCCCUUCUCAUGUGACCUCCUCCAAGGCCCCGUUCUCCUCCCUGAUCCCCGUUACUCCACUUCCACCAGUCCUCGCUCACAGGUUUCGAUGCCCGACACUUAAUUCCCAACCUCCUCUAUAAAUCCGCCAAGCCAUACGCCUUCAACAAGGAAGACAUGGGGCCUUCUUCUUUCCUCCUCCUCCUCGCCAUCGUCGUCCUCCUUGCUCCUGCGGAUGCCACUGCAAGAAGCAUCGGCCAGUCUCCUUCAGGUGUGUCCCCUUCCCUGACGAGUGGAACCCCGGCGAGAUCACCGACGAGGUUAACAGCAGCAGGGAGGGCACAGGGGAAGCUGGAGACGCUGCAGGUGGCCGGAUCCAGUCUUCCGGACUGCUCCCAUGCGUGCGGGUCAUGCAAGCCCUGUCGCCUGGUGAUGGUGAGCUUCGUGUGCGCGUCGUUGGAAGAGGCAGAGACAUGUCCCAUGGCAUAUAAGUGCAUGUGCAACCGCAGGUCUUACCCUGUUCCCUGAUGUGAGUGUAGAAAGCAGAGAGUCAUGAGCAAAUUUUGCGUAGAUUAGCUUUUGGAAGGAGGAUUGGCCCAAUCCUCCUCAACUAAAUCUUUUCUCAUGUCAGGAUGUGUAAUCGCUUGAUGCAGUAAUAGA